AUGACCUCGCCUGCAGAAGUGGGAAGAUGCCCGCCGCUUCCGCAGGACCAGAACAAGCCCGUCUUCAAUUUCAUCUUCUGCCUCGUUGCUUUGCUCCCACAGGCACUUUCGACUGUCUUCAAGGAGAUCGCCUUCCGGGGCUUCGACGGCGACUUGGAUGUGAAUGUGCUCCAGUUCUGGGUGGCAGUGUUCCAGGUGGUGGUGAAUUUCUGCGGCAUGCCUAUCUACACCCUGAAGGUCCUCGGCCCUCAGCAAGUCCCCCUGGAGGAAAUGAGCAGCAUUGCUGUUGGUGGCUCGCGCUGCCUCUUCUUUGCAGAGGACCAAGUGAUCACCAACUGCGGCUUGCCAGAUGAGAAACCGUGCGACAACUGCAGCGCUGCUUUCGCACCGGUGUUCUUGUACCUCGCUUUCAACCUGACAAUGAACAUCUUCGCUGUGCUGGUAAUCAAGCAUGGCUCAGCCGCCCUGUCUUUCCUUGUCUCCACGCUGCGGAUGCCGCUUUCAGCACUGGCUUUUGGAUCUACUUUGAUCAUGGGCAGUGAGGCCGUGACGCCGCAAUUGCACGACCUUCUGAGCCUGGUGGUGAUCUUGCUAGGCCUUUGUUCCUACCGCAUGGGAGCUCGUCAGCUCAAGAGACAGCAGAAGGAAGAAUCGGCCAUGAGCCAGGAGCCGAUCCCGAGCCCAACCUGUGCCAGCCCCUCGUCGCCAGGCAGCACGCCGGGCUUCCCCGGCACUCGUCCCAGAGGCAGCGAAUGGAGGUUCAUGCCUGUCUUUGCCACGGGCAGUAUCAACAGUGGUCAACCACAGUUCGUGCUCGUCCAUGCCCCGAAGCCGCAGGCGCGGUCGGCAGAUGCGGUGCGGCGGACGCUGAUCGGGCGCCUUGGUGUUGGAUCACCACUCCACUCGCCCCAGUUCAGGGACCGUUUCUCACCUGGAUCCUCGCCGGAGCAUGCCGCAGUGCCGGAGUGCCACGACAUGCACAUGACGGGCCUGGAGCAAUGA
Symbiodinium sp. CCMP2592 is the source of this 1002-nucleotide messenger RNA. The record is from the annotation of a GenBank genome assembly. Lineage: Eukaryota; Dinophyceae; Suessiales; Symbiodiniaceae.